AUGAUUGUACUUGGCUGGAUGCUUUUUGUUGGACUUGCAUGUUACAUGGGCACAUUUCCAGAGUUUGUGCCUCCACCUCUAAAGUGGAAACAGAAGUGGCCCAUUAGUGAGAGCAAGGCACGACGGAGGAGCCGGGCUUUGGAGGAAGAUCUGUCACUGAACGAUGUGGAAGGGAUUUAAAUAUCCCCCAGGAGGGACCCCUGUGGAAGUAAGCAAGGAUGAUCCUGGUGAAGUAAUGCAGCUCUGAAGCUCACCUGACUAGCUGUACAGUUCCUGUUGUUGGUUUCUCAUAAAGUAAUUGCACAUUAUUUUGUCAUAUUUUAUGUCCAGUUCCGCACUUUUUAAGAUGAACAAAGAYGGUAUUAUUAUUUUAUAACAGGAAGGUAGAGGGUAAGAAGGUGGUAGGAGAUGAUUGGGUCCCUUCCAAGGCAAUUUUGUGUCCCCUACUCAAUUUCCUUAAGGAUAGAAAUUUCUAGAGCUCUUUAGACCUACUUUCCAAAUAAUAUCCUCCUCCUAAGUACUGUUAACAAAAAAAGGCUAGAGGUUACAGCAACUUUAAGCCUGUUCUUUGUAGGCGGCAUUUCUCUGUAGCCUUUUUAGUUAUUACUAAGAACACAAAGUUUACCCCAUGUGGGGAAAGGAACUCAUUUUAAAAUUGAGAACAGAUACUAAAAUAUACAUAUUAGCCUUCCGAAACUGGGUGUUAACUUUGCAAUGUGGCAGAAAUUGAGAGGCUUAAAUAUCUUUCCAACACAGCUCUAGGCCGAAGUCAAGAUUAAGACCCAGGCCUUGUCCAGUACAUGCUUUUAUGUGCUAAGGCAAGUCCAAUGAGAAGGACUGGGAUAUCUGAGAUUUUGUUACCUAAAUGUCUAUCACCUGAAGACAAGAAGCUGCCUGAUAAUUCCUCAAAGCCAGUAUAUGCAGACAUAAAAGCUAACGGCUCAGACCUCCAUAUGGUACAGCGUAGUUUAUGAAACCGGGAUGGAAACUGAGUAAGAAACCUAUUUUAUUAAUAAAUUUAAGUGUAGGAACACUAGAAUUUUUUUGUGAUGCUGGGGAUUGACUACAGGGUCUCUCACAUUGCCGGGCUAGCAUUUUACCACUGAGCUACAUCCCUAGCCCUAGCCCUGAACCCUAGGAUCUUUAUAAGCCCUCUGAAAGUGGUUUGAGGAUUUCAAUUAACACUCAGGGGGG
Urocitellus parryii (Arctic ground squirrel) is the source of this 1194-nucleotide messenger RNA. RefSeq names its product mitochondrial sheath formation associated (gene Misfa). Lineage: Eukaryota; Metazoa; Chordata; Mammalia; Rodentia; Sciuridae. The record is from RefSeq and is a predicted model, not a curated record.